AUGCAAUGGGCCAUCGACUUAGUAGGCCCUAUGCCAACGGCACCUGCCAAGAAAGAAAUAAUGAUUGUCGCCACUGAUUACUUUACUAAAUCGAUCGAGGCCGAACCUCUAUCCUUUACUAAAGAAGUCGAUGCGGAACGAUUUAUUUGGAGAAACAUUAUCUACCGGUUUGGCUGCCCACAAUCACUAGUUAUCGACAAUGGCUCACAAUUAAUCGACAAGCAGAUCACCGCAUUUUUCAAGAAAUAUGGCAUCAAGCAGCAUCUAUCUACCCCGAGAUAUCCUCAGGGCAACGAUCAAGCCGAGGCAUCCAACAAAAUAAUAUUGGAUUGUCUGAAGAAAAGAUUAGAAGGCGUCAAAGCAGAAUGGGUAGAUGAGCUCCCUGGAGUACUAUGGGCUUAUCACACCACCAAGUGA
Prunus armeniaca (apricot) is the source of this 417-nucleotide messenger RNA. NCBI's taxonomy places the organism in Eukaryota, Viridiplantae, Streptophyta, Magnoliopsida, Rosales, Rosaceae. The record is from the annotation of a GenBank genome assembly.